CAGCAGAUCGGAUUACAAGAUGGCGGUCGGUGGAUGAGAGAGAACGGCCGCCGGAGAUCAAACUCGUCUGGACGCUGUUUUUGAACACGGUCCUUUUUUUAGAUAGGGGAGGAAGGAAACUGUAACCGUGAUAGAUACUGAAGAAGUGCGUUUUUGUAAGUGUGAGCGGGAACAUGCGGUUGAUCAGAGAGUUUGAAGUCCGCGGUUGAGAAAAACAGGAGAAAAAACAACAGCAGUGUUCUCGGAGCCGCUUCAUCGUCACCGACAAUGUCGGACACCAGACGGCGUGUGAAGGUUUACACGCUAAACGAAGACCGGCAGUGGGACGACAGAGGGACGGGACACGUCUCUUCCACCUACGUGGAAAGAUUAAAAGGAAUAUCGCUGCUGGUUCGGGCUGAAUCCGACGGCUCACUUCUGCUGGAGUCAAAAAUCAGCCCAAAUACUGCAUAUCAAAAACAACAGGAUACCCUUAUUGUUUGGUCCGAGGCAGAAAAUUAUGAUCUUGCCCUGAGUUUCCAGGAAAAGGCGGGUUGCGAUGAAAUCUGGGAGAAGAUCUGUCAGGUACAAGGAAAAGAUCCCUCCUUGGAGAUCACUCAGGACCCCAUUGAUGAAUCCGAGGAAGAGCGCUUUGAGGAGAUGCCAGAGACCAGCCACUUGGUGGAGCUACCCGCCUGCGAGCUGGCUCGUCUGGAGGAGAUAGCUGACCUGGUGACCUCUGUGCUCUCUUCACCCAUCCGUCGGGAAAAGCUGGCGCUGGCGCUCAUGAGUGAAGGCUACAUCAAGAAGCUCCUUCAGCUUUUCAGGACGUGCGAAGACCUGGACAACCGGGAGGGCCUGCACCAUCUUUAUGAGAUCGUACGUGGCGUUCUCUUCCUCAACAAGGCCACCUUGUUCGAAGUCAUGUUCUCUGACGACUGCAUCAUGGACGUUGUGGGCUGCCUUGAGUACGACCCAGCCCUGGUUCAGCCCAAGAGGCACCGGGAGUUUCUCACCAAGACGGCCAAAUUCAAGGAGGUCAUCCCCAUCACGGACUCAGAACUUAGGCAGAAGAUUCACCAGACAUAUCGGGUGCAGUACAUUCAAGAUAUCAUCCUGCCCACGCCAUCCGUCUUCGAAGAGAACUUCCUUUCCACGCUCACGUCAUUUAUCUUUUUCAACAAGGUGGAAAUAGUUAGCAUGCUUCAGGAAGAUGAGAAGUUUCUCACUGAAGUGUUCGCUCAGCUCACAGAUGAAGCAACAGAGGAAGGGAAAAGGAGGGAGCUGGUCAACUUUUUUAAAGAGUUUUGUGCUUUUUCACAAACACUGCAACCUCAGAAUAGGGACGCUUUCUUCAAAACAUUAGCGAAUCUAGGAAUUCUUCCUGCGCUGGAAAUCAUUAUGGGUAUGGACGACCUCCAGGUGAGAGCUGCAGCCACUGAUAUUUUCUCGUAUCUGGUGGAGUUUAGUCCUUCCAUGGUCCGAGAGUUUGUAAUGCAGGAGCCUCAGCAGGCAGAUGAUGAUGAUGUUCUGCUGAUAAACCUGGUGAUAAAGCAAAUGAUCUGCGACUCAGACCCUGAGCUGGGCGGCGCGGUACAGCUCAUGGGGCUGCUCCGAACCCUCAUCGACCCUGAGAACAUGCUGGCACCCACCAAUAAAACAGAAAAGACUGAAUUCCUCAGCUUUUUCUACAAGUACUGCAUGCAUGUUCUCACAGCCCCAUUGCUGGCCAAUACAGCAGAGGAGAGAAAGGAUUUGCCAGAGGGAUCUACAAAGGGCAUUCCAGUUUGUCCAGACAAUUUUCAGACGGCUCAGCUGUUGGCUCUGAUACUGGAGCUGCUGACCUUCUGCGUAGAGCACCAUACUUACCACAUAAAGAACUACAUAAUGAAUAAAGACCUACUGCGGAGAGUGCUGGUGCUUAUGAACUCCAAGCACACCUUCCUGGCACUAUGUGCCUUGCGGUUCAUGAGGAGAAUAAUAGGACUAAAGGAUGAGUAUUAUAACCGCUACAUCAUUAAAGGGAACCUAUUUGAGCCAGUCAUUAAUGCUUUGUUGGACAACGGGACAAGAUAUAAUCUUCUCAACUCAGCCAUCAUAGAAUUAUUUGAAUUCAUCAAAGUGGAGGACAUAAAAUCGCUCAUCGCUCACAUAGUGGACAACUUCUACAAAGCACUUGAAUCCAUCGAGUAUGUUCAAACGUUCAAAGGCCUGAAGGGCCGUUACGAGCAGGAAAAAGAUAGACAGAGCCGGGGGCUCAGCAGAUACCGUCGUGAUGCUCGGACUCUGGAAGAUGAUGAAGAAAUGUGGUUUAAUGAAGAUGAGGAUGAAGACGACGCAGACGCAGGGGUUGAGAAGAGAGUCGACGAAGACUUUCCAGAGGCUUAUGGAAAGUAUAUGGGGGCAAAGAAAGUUAAAGAAAGUGAGGACAAAGAGAACCUUCCAAAGCGGACACCAACAGGCAGCUUUAAGUUUACCUUCUCUCAUUCUGCAGGGGCUGCCAAUGGAACCAAUGGUGCCAGCAGCAAACCAGCCCCAUCUGCCUCACCUGCCAGUCCGAAUGGCUCCUCAGGCAAGGCAGCAGCAGCACUGCCCUCUACCCCAGUGGUGAAGGCCGGACUGGUUGGCCUCGUGGACUACCCAGACGACGAAGAUGAAGAAGAUGAAGAAGAGGAGGACGAUGAGGAGGAAAUGUCUCCGAGGAAAAGACCCCGGCUGGGCUCGUAAACCACAGCUGCAGUCCUCCACUCCAAUGUUCCAUGGUGCCACUGAGUCCCAAUGUCAUGGGCUUAGGGACCCGACCCAACCCAAACACCCCUCACCCCCCUCUACCCCAGCUCUACCUUUUGCUCCCACACAAGAAUCACCAGACUUUGAGCAGCAGAGGAGUGGACCCUUUGCCAAGGUCAUUCGAACCUGUCCAUUUUUCUUCACCUCCACACAAUCCUGUUGUACCAGGUUGUACCAGCAGGGGUGCUGAACUUCAUCACAACUGCAUUUUUCCCCACCAGUGGGGCAGGGGAUAACAUGAGAGCCAGUCAGCCUAGCAGGACUAGCCACUUAGUAUUGGAAGCUUGAUCGGCAGAGCCUACCGAGCCAUGCGUCUUUUCCUAAUCUUGAUCCAACUUGGGUGGAGGGAACAAGGUUAAAUGGGGAGGACAAAACACAAUAACAGACAUGGGUCUAAACAGCAGAACUCGUCAUAGUCCUUGACUUGAAGCUCAAGUUCGGAUGUUUGAAAUCUUGUAUUCAUGAGUUUAUUACGAGUAGUGUACAGCUGUAUUUUUUUCCCUUUCUCUUUUUGUUUUCACCUUCAGUGAUGAUUUUUUUAAUCAGAAAGGGGACAACUACUCCUGCCAGUGUAAAUUUUCUCCCCCCCCCCCUUUUUUGGCACACGUCAAGGUGGGAUGAUCGUUUACCCCUUUUUAAUUGAAAUUCUUUCGUUCAUUGAAGAAAACCAGAAGUUGUGAUGCUGAUUUUAAUAACGUGUAUUAAACUGCAGUAAAAGUCAUUUUGCAGCUGAUUGGAGCAUGUCUGAGGGUGUCUGUGUUAUGUGACUGAAUUUACUUAGUCAUGAGAAGAAUUUCCACACCUGAAGGUCCUUCUGCCAAACCACAUGUUCCUCUUCUUUUUGUGAGGAGAGCGAUGGCUUUAUCACCAUGUUCUUUGUGUCACCAGCACACACUGUUCCUUAAGUGUUAAAAACUGGCCGUUACAAACAGUUUGGCUGUUAUGUAGACAUUCCUACUGCUGUUUAGGUCUGAGGCGGCCUAUCAAAUGCUCUUGAAGAACACGAUUCCAGCUCUGAUUUAGCAACUGGCUCUAACUGUCAUUUGCUCCUGAAGACCAUGAUUAGUUCGGUCAGGUCCACAAUAUGCUGUAAAGCAAAGCUGGGGUUGAAGCAAAAUUCUGCUGGCUGCAUCUUGAGCACAACUGGGCCUCCAUGAUUUAAAAUGGCAUUUUCUGAAGUUCAUCCAGUUUGAGUGACAAUUGAAAGUGUUGGAACCCAACCUGCAUCGUUUUCAGGUGAUUUAGACUUGAGUAUUGAAGGCUUUGUUUUUGUUUCUCUCCAUUAAUUUUUGUACAAGUCCAUUUACUACCAUUAUCUCUGCUCUAGAGCAUUUGUAUACAUUUGAUAAUUGAAAAGAAAAUAAGAUUAAAUUUGAGCCUGGCAUUAAA
Molecule: messenger RNA, 4158 nt
Organism: Colossoma macropomum (tambaqui)
Lineage: Eukaryota; Metazoa; Chordata; Actinopteri; Characiformes; Serrasalmidae
Product: serine/threonine-protein phosphatase 4 regulatory subunit 3-like
Exons: 16
Coding region: 268-2706 (812 amino acids)
Biological process (GO): DNA damage response; protein dephosphorylation
Cellular component (GO): protein phosphatase 4 complex; nucleoplasm
Molecular function (GO): protein phosphatase activator activity
Source: RefSeq, a predicted model, not a curated record